This is a messenger RNA of Mycotypha africana, 2521 nucleotides long. RefSeq names its product small-subunit processome. The coding region runs from base 81 to 2480 and encodes 799 amino acids. The record is from RefSeq and is a predicted model, not a curated record. NCBI's taxonomy places the organism in Eukaryota, Fungi, Mucoromycota, Mucoromycetes, Mucorales, Mycotyphaceae. Gene Ontology annotation, biological process: rRNA processing. The transcript has a single exon. Gene Ontology annotation, cellular component: nucleolus; small-subunit processome.
UUCACCGCUUAAAAAGUUAAGAAAGACAUCCAACCUAUUCGAAGUUUUGUUGAUCUACUUUUAAAACGCUUGUAGUGGCCAUGGCUCGUUCACAGAAAAAAGGCAAUACAAAAGCUUCUAAGGUACAGCAAAAUACCAUUACAAGUAGCAACGGCAGCAGCAGCAAAAAGCACAACAAAAAGUAUAAUGUUCAAGACAAAUUGUUGAAGAAAUCUUUAGCUCAUGAUGUAUUUGAAGCAGAGGAGGAAGACGAUCAUCGUAAAGCCAACGAUUUGGAUGAUGUUGAGAACUUAGAAUAUGAAGCGGGUGAAAUCGCGGAGGAAGACGAUUCUGAAAUUGAUUCCGAUGAAGCUUUCGACGAGUCUGAUGAGGAACGGUUUGGCGAGUACAACUUUCUGAAUAAAUCUGAGGAUGAUAUGUCUGCAUCCGAUUUUGAGGAUGAAGAAGGAGAGGAUUAUGUUGAUCUUGCCGAAAUGAUUAGUAAUCUCGAUUCCAAAAAGCGUAGACGCCCUAACGAAGACGAAAGCGGCAAUAAAAAACGUCAAUUGAAAGAAAGGAACGAAGCAUAUAAUGAAAGCGAAUAUAAUUUAGGCACCCGACAAACAGAUGAUGAUUCUAAGAAGCUUAGCCUUGCUGAUUUGAUGGAAACUGUGGAAGAUGAGUCCAGUCUGAGUGCUUUGAAGACAAGUUUGGAAACUUUAGCUGGCAAAGGCAAAAAUGUUACCCGUAAAGCCGUUGAUGCACCAGUGGCUAAGCGUGUACAAGAGCGUAUGGAUCGUCAAGCUGCUCUUGCUACGGCUAAUGAGGAAGUUUCUAAAUGGCAGCCCACUGUCAACAUGCUUCGUGAAGCUGAACAUUUACAAUUUCCUCUUCAAGAUAAUACAGCAAAGCCUACUCGCAGCAGUGCUGCCAUGGCCGAUAAGUUCAAGGCAGAGACUCAAUUAGAACAGCAGAUUAAUGAAGCACUUGCUGAAGCCGGCAUGAAGGAUAAAGAAUUAGAAGAAUUUGAAGCCCUUAAGCUCAAUAAACUAUCGAUUGAAGAAGUAGAAGCAAGACGCAAAGAGCUUCGUAUGAUGCGUGAAUUAAUGUUCCGUCAUGAAAUCAAAGCAAAACGUCUAAAGAAGAUCAAGAGUAAAAGUUACAGAAAGUUGAAGCGAAAAGAGAAGGAUAGAGUGGUUCAUCAAAUGGAUGAGAUUGAUCAUGAUAUGGAAGGGGAUGAAGAUGUCGCUUUACAAAGGGCAAAAGAACGCAUGACACUUAAACAUAAAAACACCAGUAAGUGGGCUAAGCGUGCUUUAGCCCGUGGUGUGAAGGACGAGGGUACUAGAGAGGCUAUUAUGGAGCAGCUCCGUCGCGGUGAUGAACUUCGCCGCAGAAUGGAGGGCGAAAAUUCUGGUGACGAAAGUGAUGGAGAAGACGAAUACAAUGGGGAAAAUGCUUCUGAUAGUGAUGACGAAAAAGUCGAAGAAAAUGAAGAUGAUCAUUAUACCGUUGUAGCUAAUAAUCCAGGUCGUAUGGCUUUCGGCGCGAAGGCGAAGCAAAUUAAGAAUGAAUCAGCAGGUACAAAGAAUAGAGAUUCUUUUGAGGAAGAAUGGCUUCCUGUUAAUAGUGAUGACGAAGAAACAGAAGAUAAAGUUGAGGAACACUAUACUGUGGUAGCAAAUAAUCCCGGCCGUAUAGCCUUCGAUGGUAAAGCGAAACAAACCAAAGCAGAAUCGAAUGCCGAUGAUUCUGCAAAUCCUUGGCUUCAAGCUGAUACGUCUCGUCUCAAUAAGAAGGCUUCGAAGAAUAAAACUCUCUCUGGACAGAAUGAAAGUCGUGUUGAGCACAGCAUCGCCAAACUGAACAAGAAAAAGGAAGCCAGUGCAGCCGCUAGGGACGCAACUGAAGAUGUUGAGCUGGAUUUAACAAACGUGGCAACCAUUUCGUCAUCAAGAACGAUCAGUACAGCGAAAACAGCUAAAGGUGAUUCAGAUGAUGAAUCUCUUGAUGAAGAUGAUACCCCCACUGAUAAGAAUACCGUUGCCUUCAGUCAGCGAGAGCUUGUGGCAAGAGCAUUUGCAAAUGACGACGUUGUCACUGAAUUUGAAGAAGAAAAAAGAGCGGAAAUUGAAGAAGAUGAAGAUAAAGUUGAAGAUUUGACAUUGCCUGGUUGGGGAAGUUGGGGAGGUGCUGGCGUGAGGGAGAACAAGAAGAAGAAAAAGAUUAUCAAAGUGACAAAAGGCAUCGAUGCUGAUAAGAGAAAAGAUGCCAAGCUUGCACAUGUCAUUAUUAAUGAAAAGCUGAAUAAGAAGGCAGAAAAAUACUCAUCAACAAAUGUACCCUUUCCUUUCAAGACAAUGGAACAAUAUGAACGAUCUAUUAGCCAACCUGUUGGCAGUGAAUGGAAUACUCGUCAAACUUUCAUGAAGCUUACUAAGCCCAGAGUUAUCACUAAGCUUGGUAAAGUUAUUGAUCCCGUCAAAGCACCUUUCUCAUAGAGUAAUAAAAAAGUUUACCACCUUGAAAAAAUACAGUUCAA